Saccharomycopsis crataegensis is the source of this 1356-nucleotide messenger RNA. It is a transcript of the gene TRM12, whose product is annotated as tRNA(Phe) (4-demethylwyosine(37)-C(7)) aminocarboxypropyltransferase. Gene Ontology annotation, biological process: tRNA methylation; wybutosine biosynthetic process. The transcript has a single exon. Gene Ontology annotation, cellular component: cytoplasm. Gene Ontology annotation, molecular function: S-adenosylmethionine-dependent methyltransferase activity; tRNA methyltransferase activity. The record is from RefSeq and is a predicted model, not a curated record. The coding region runs from base 1 to 1356 and encodes 451 amino acids. Lineage: Eukaryota; Fungi; Ascomycota; Saccharomycetes; Ascoideales; Saccharomycopsidaceae.
AUGGAAAGUGCUGUUGUUAUUAUUGUUCACGAGAAGAAAUUUCUUAAAACUGUGAAGACAGCGUUGGAACAUCAUAAAAUCUUGGAUCAUACCAGAAAGAUUAGCAAAGAUGGAUUAGUUUACACCACGAUUAGUGAAAUUGAAGACUUGGAAAAAUUUCCGACUGUGUGGAAUAUCAUUGUACAGAAUCGUGAUUCAAUAACUCUUGAAAAGAUACAAGUGGAAAAGCUGAGGUCUGUCGAAAUUUUGAAUAUCAUUGAUCAAUUUUUACGGGAGUUUGCUGAUCAGAGGAACAUACAAAAAAGUCAUCUACCAUCGAAGUUGCCGAAAAAGUGGUCUAUAUACCCACCAAUGGUGCUUUUUGGUGCCAAUACCUUUGAUGAUCAAGAUUGGGGUCUCUUUUUCCAUAAGAAUAAUAUUCAUGAGAAUGAAUUUUAUCGACAAUUAUUGGACUAUUGUUUCAAAGAUCAAGAAGAGGAAAUCACUCAUAUAGCAAUUAACAAACCGAUCCCAUUAUCAAACAUUGACAGUGCGAGAGAAAAUAUUAAACGGAUUCCGUUAAACAUUCUCCCGAUAUACGGAGACUUUGGCCCAGAACCUUCAUUAAACAUGAUUCACAACCCCACAUCUACCGACCUUCAAAAUGCAUUCUGGUGCCAUUCUAAACAAAAUGGUGUUUAUCAAUAUUGGGCUCCACGAUUCAUUAUGUUCAGUCGAGGAAAUAUAAAGGAAAAAAUCAGAAUCUUUGAAACUUUUGAUAAUAUUGCUGGCAAUGAUAUCAUAGACUUGUAUGCUGGUAUAGGUUACUUCACGUUGUGUUACUUGAAGAAGGAUUGCCGUAAACUCUACGCUUGGGAAUUGAAUCCUUGGAGCAUUGAAGGCUUGAAAAAAGGUUGCGAGAAAAAUGGGUUCAAGUACCAAGUUAUCAGAAACAAUAUGCCUUGGAUUUAUGACCCAACAGCAAGAAUUUACAUUUUCAAUGAAUCCAACGAGUUUGCUCCACAAAGGUUUGGAGAGUUAUCAUCGAUAUUGGCUACCUCUCAGAUACUUAGAUUGACUCAUAUCAACCUAGGAUUGUUACCUAGCUCAAAGCCUUCGUGGGAAAUAUCGAUGGAAAUCAUCAAGAAUUUCAAAAUAAGCGAUCUCGACCUUGAUAGCAUAGUUCACGUUCAUGAAAAUGUCCACAUAAGAGAAUUUGAUUCUUUCAUUAAGUCUACGGAAUCUGAGUUGUCGAAGUUAGUGAAUAAUACUGGUAGUAAAUACAAUGUGAAAUACCUCCAUUUGGAACGAAUCAAAACUUAUGCCCCUGAUGUUUGGCAUGUUUGUGUGGACUAUUCCGUUGGUUCUUUGGCUUAA